Molecule: messenger RNA, 4307 nt
Organism: Anguilla anguilla (European eel)
Lineage: Eukaryota; Metazoa; Chordata; Actinopteri; Anguilliformes; Anguillidae
Product: collagen alpha-1(XXV) chain
Exons: 34
Coding region: 493-2343 (616 amino acids)
Source: RefSeq, a predicted model, not a curated record
AAUAAAUUAUGUUAAUCAGAGAGCACACGCGGAGAUUUGGGCGUACUGCCUUAUUUACCGGGGGGGAUACCGUAGUUGCUAUCAGUACGAUGUGUUAUAGCAAUCGCCGCUGGUGAACGUGUUUACUCUCACAAGGUCUUUCAGUUUUAAUUCGUACCCAUCCUUUUACCAACUCAAUCGUUUUAACUCAAGUGACAAGGGUUAUCGUCUCGGUAAACAGUGCAACAAGUUAACAAAGCCUGCUGUAAGUCGGUGGGGAGUCUUUCGCAGGUUGCCCCGCUCGGCAGAGGACGGAAGCGCGGUGCCCUUGUUGGACCGUCUCCUUGCUCGCUGGGAGCUCGACCACCUCUCUGGUGUUGUAGCUAACCAUAAUAGGUUUAGAAUAGUUGCGACCCACGCGUAAACAUCGAGUCCAGACUAGAAGAGCGCUGUAGCCUGUGCACAAUUUACGCGCAAGGAGUGCGCGAGCUGUCGCAUUGUUAAGAAUCCCAUAUGAAGGCUUUGGAGGCUCGAGGAAACUCAAGGUGCAGUGAAAGCAUGGAGAGGGAACCAGGGUCUUACAAACGGCAGUACUGCUGUAGGACCUUCGCAAGUGUAAUUUCGCUUUUAUUUUCUGUUGUGUCCGUCGCCUAUUGCAUUCUUCUGAGUGUACAAACAUCCGAGAUCAGACAGAGGGUCGUGGAAUUGGAAACAACUGGAAACGGAGAGAUUCAGUAUCACCAGGUUCCCGGCUUUUCCAUGGAUCAGCUUAAUUCAUUGGUACGGGAGAGAGUGGAUCAACUUCUGUCUCAGAGGACAUACGAACAUUUGGCCAAAAUAAGGUCUGCUCGAGAAGCUCCACCUGAGUGCAACUGUCCACCAGGCCUGCCAGGAAAGCGCGGAAGGAGGGGUAGAGAUGGCGUGCCUGGACCUCCUGGUCCCCCAGGUCCUAAAGGAGACAAGGGGGACCAAGGUGACCAGGGGCCACGGAUGGUCUUCCCUAAGAUCAAUCACGGCUUUCUUUCCGCUGAUCAGCAGCUUAUUAGACGCCGGCUCAUUAAGGGAGAUCAGGGACAGGCUGGUCCCCCGGGGCCCCCAGGCCCCCCCGGACCUCGAGGGCCCCCAGGUGACACAGGUAAAGACGGUCCCAGAGGAGUCCCAGGACUUCCGGGAGAGCCAGGGAACCCGGGCGAAAUGGGGCUGAUGGGACCAGAGGGACCUCCAGGACCCAAGGGUCCACCUGGGAUUCCAGGUGCUGAUGGACUGAAGGGCGAAAUUGGAGAGCGAGGUGAAAAGGGUGACAUGGGAGAUGAUGGCCAGAAGGGUGAAGUUGGUCAGAAGGGAGAUGCAGGAUCAUCUGCAGCUGGCAUCAAGGGUGAGCCGGGCGAGCCAGGAAGAGGAGGCCAUAAGGGAGAGCCAGGACUUCCAGGGCUGCCUGGACUUCCCGGGAUAAAGGGUGAACCUGGAUUUCUAGGCCCCCAGGGAGAGCCAGGAUUGCCAGGGCUCCCAGGAACCAAGGGCGAGCGCGGGGAGAUGGGGCCGCCAGGGAAAGGAGAGCGAGGGCUGAUGGGGCCUGUGGGACAGAAGGGAACACAAGGGGAGCCUGGAACCCCUGGUUACAAAGGAGUAAAGGGCGAAACGGGGGAGAAAGGGGAACGAGGAUUCUUGGGGCUGAGAGGCCCCCCCGGACUGAAGGGUGACCAGGGGGCGACCGAGAUCAUCGACUACAACGGAAACAUCCAGGAGGCCCUGCAGAAGAUUACCACAUUUACAGUGACGGGUCCUCCAGGGCCACCCGGACCUCUUGGACCACCAGGACUGAAGGGGGAGCGCGGGGCACCUGGUCUCCCAGGCCUGGACGGGGAGAGGGGUCUGAAGGGCUCUAAAGGAGAUGCAGGGGUCCCUGGUUUUUCCGGAGAGAAGGGGAGUCUGGGAUUGCCUGGUCUGCCUGGCGUUAACGGGCUGAAGGGCGAUAAAGGGGACACAGGACUGCCUGGGUCUCAGGGACCUUCGAUCAUCGGCCCCCCUGGAUCUCCCGGCCCCCACGGCCCCCCAGGGCCCAUGGGACCCCAUGGUUUUCCAGGUCCUAAGGGAGAAUCAGGGCUGAAUGGUCUAAAAGGGGUUCGAGGGGAGCCUGGCCACAAGGGCGAUCGAGGGCCCCUGGGCCUCCCUGGGGCGUCUGGCUUGGACGGCAAGCCUGGAAUUAGGGGAAUGGAUGGACCUGCAGGUCCAGCUGGCCCAGCCGGACCCAAAGGUGACAUAGGUGAGCGAGGAUCAGCUGGUGAACCUGGGCCAAGAGGACCGUACGGAUUACCUGGAGCAGUGGGGACACCCGGAUUGGAUCAGGAUACUACUAUGUACUAAUUAAAUAGUCAGCACAUUUCGAUGUACACUGUUGUACACAUAUACCGUAUACGUGUACAGUAUACUGUAUGUAUAUAUGCAUAUAGUAACAAUGUAAUACUAUAUAUGUAUAUUGUAUGUAUAUAUAUAUAUAUAUAUAUAUAUAUAUAUAUAUAUAGUGACAGUGAAAUAUCUUACCUAAACUAUUGAUCGUUAUUGAGGCCAUGUGUGUUUUGUAUUUAUUGGGGCCAUCUUCACAUGCACUUAACACCUCCCACCACAAGAUGCCGGCCACAUCACAUGCCCAAUAUCACAAUUAAGCGACCAUAUGCAAUUGUGUCAUCCCAUGUUCCUUUAAUGCGCUAUAAAAGGUCACACCAAACUCCAGACCUACGGAGUAACACUGCUGUCAGAAUCCACAAAAGACAUUAAUAAUGUGCAUCAAUUUUUUUCACAUCUGAAAAUGCAUGCAGUUAGUGUUAUGAACAGAUAAAACCUAAAAAUUAGGGCUUUUGAGCAGUGUUGCUGUAAAAAAAUGGAGUGUGGUACCUAUUUAAAAUGUUGAAUAUUCUGUUUCAUUUUAAAGCUCUGUCCCUUUUCUGCCGGUUAUGCUCCCACCCGUUUGGUUUAGCUUGCAUCAUAAUGACUGUGUCAGUCAUUCAUUUUCUGCAUCGCAUGUUUUCUUGUGCUCUAACUCUACUGAACGAAACAUAAAACGUUAUUUGCAUCCACAGUUGCUGUCUGAAUCCAUGUUCGCACCACACCAAUCCUUUGAAUGUUUCCAUGGCUAAUGGUGUUAUGAAGCAUGCUAACUGUGAAACAAUUUGGUCUCUGUCAGAAAUGCAAUUGCAACCACGGUGUAGGUAAUGUGUAUUACCUGGCGGUGGUUAGGAAUUUGAUUGAUGUGUCCUGUCUUUUCAGAGAAGGGCUAGUGUGGGUGCAGGCUUUUCUGAAAAAAAAAUGAAAAGAUUUUUUUUUGAAGAGGACGAUCCAGUCUAAAAGUGUCUGGACCAGUCCUUACUUGGAUGAGACUGGACACCCUUUUUAAGGGUUUGGGGUCAGUUCCAUGUCAAUUAAUUUGAUUUGGGAAAUUAAUUUAAAUUCAGAACAUGAAUUAGAAAAAUUGCCAUAACAUUCUAUACUGAUGUUUUUCAGUUAAUGGACUAAAUUUUAAUUUGCUUAAUUGACUGGAUUGACAUGGAAUUGACCCCAAAAUUGACCCCCUGUGUUAUAUAUUUUUCUGCUAUAUUUUCCAAUGAAGGUUGAAAAGGGACACAGUUUUUAAAAAUUGGGUGUGCUUUGUACUAGCGAUGGGAGAAUGAGGUUUUCACAAAACCCAUGAUGGGUGGUGCUACCAUGACCUGCCAAUCACUGAUGCAUUUGAACCAAUGAGAAAGGUUUUGUUCUCCACUGCAGUGGUUUCAAAUCAGUGAGUGACCGAUCGCCUAUGGUGGCUCUGCCCACUGAAAGCCUCAUUCUCCUCUGGCUAUUCCGUGUCUCGGAGGCGUUUUCCCUCUUCUGCUUUUUCUCCUCCCUCCCGCCCUGUGAGUUCCUUCCGUUACACUUUCCCUCCUUCCCCUCUUCCCUCGGCAUCACGAGGAACUUUCCGGACUCCGUGCGGUGCCUUUCUCCUAUCUGUUGCUUUGUAGUGUCCUCUCACCCCACCCCCCGUGUGAGGUAAUAUCUCUCCCGUUAAUCUCCUCCCUUUACUGCGGUGUCAUCUAAUAUUUCUGAUUCAGCGAGGGCAACCAUUGCAGGUCUUCCCAUUCCUCUCAUCCAGGUUCCUUCUCUCAUAUGUGCAUUCCUGGGAAUAAGUGCAUCUCAUCAAAAGCUAGAGAUCAUUAUUUUGGCUAGUCUUCGUUUUCACCAGCUCUUGAAUCGUGAUGUAGGAUAUUAAAGAGGGUUAUAGACUAGCAUAAUGCGUAGGGCUCUGAACAACUUAUAAGUUUAUUGGUUUGAUUCCCAGGUGGGGUUGCUGCCAUUAU